UUUCAUUGUUCAGUAAUGUACUUAUCAACCCUUCUGUAUUUUAUGCACAAGUUGACUCACUAUUGUCCAUGCAACACGUUGGUCGUUUACUCAAUUUGUUACAAAAAUAAUUUUCUUUUUGUAUUCUACUAGCUUCUCUUUCUCUCUCUAUAUACAGUGAUUUCAUUAGUCUUCACUCUUCAGCAUGCAUAUUUUAUUAUGCUAACUCUCUACCUUAUACUCAAUGAAGUUUAUUCUUUCUCUGAUGAGAAUCAUAGUUUAUAUACUGUUUGUCCCUUCUCUCAUAGUUUUCAUAGCAGCGGACACAUCAUCAUCUUCACAGUUCCAAUUCCUCAGUUAUGAAGAGACUAUAGUUUCUCCAAGAGGAAUCUUUGAACUUGGUUUUUUCCAUCUUGGAAACCCCUACAAAAGGUACCUCGCUAUUCGGUACAAGUGUUGCCCGGAUCAAACCUUUGUUUGGGUUGCAAACGGUGGCAAACCAAUCAAUGACUCAUCAACCAUGUUGAAACUAACCAGUUCUGGCAGUUUAGUCCUAACACACACCAACAAGGUUGUUUCGUCCGCAAGUUCUCCAAAAGUGGCACAGAAUCCAGUGGCAGAGUUACUAGACUCUGGCAACCUUGUAAUAAGAGAGAAAAAUGAAGCAAAACUAGAAGUAGAAGGGGAAGAAUAUCUAUGGCAAAGUUUUGACCACCCUUCAAAUACAAUGUUGGCUGGGAUGAAGAUUGGAUGGGACCAUAAAAGGAAUCUAAGUAGAAGUCUCAUAGCUUGGAAGAGUGAUGAUGAUCCAACCCCAGGAGACUUAUCAUGGGGUAUUGUGCAAAAUCCCUAUCCUGAGAUCAUUAUGAUGAAGGGAACAAAAAAGUAUCACAGGCUUGGACCAUGGAAUGGUUUGCGUUUCAGUGGCAUGCCAGAACUGGUGCCUAAUCCUGUUUUUAGUUACAAGUUUGUCUCCAACGAGGAUGAGGUUUAUUACAUGUGGACCAUGCAGACUAACUUGAUAACCAAAGCGGUGCUCAACCAAACAAAGCAAGAACGUCCUCGCUAUGUAUGGUCCGAGAUUGAUAAAACAUGGAACUUUUACUCAACCAUUCCAGGAGACUAUUGUGACCAUUAUGCCUUUUGUGGGGCCAAUGCAUUUUGCAGCAGCACUGCAUCACCAAUGUGUGAGUGCUUAAAAGGGUACAAGCCCUUGUCUCCUGAAAAGUGGAACACAAUGGACUGGACUCAAGGAUGUGUCCUGAAACAUCAAUUGAGUUGCAUGAAUGAUGGUUUUUCCUCUGUGGAUGGUUUGAAAGUGCCAGAUACUACAAAUACGUCUGUGGAUGAAACUAUUGAUCUUGAGAACUGCAGAAAAAAGUGCUUGAAUAAUUGUUCCUGCAUGGCAUAUACCAAUUCAAAUAUAAGUGGAGCUGGCAGUGGCUGUGUCAUGUGGUUUGGUGAUUUAAUUGACAUCAAAUUGUAUCCAGAUUCAAAAAGUGGACAGCGUCUAUAUAUAAGGUUGCAUCCUUCAGAACUAGAUUCUAUCAGGCACAAGAAGUCUAAAAUAAUAUCUAUAACCUCCUUUGCUGCAACUAUAGGAGUUAUACUUGCUAUUUAUUUUGUCUACAGAAGGAAAAUUUAUGAAAAGUCAACGGAAGAAAAUAACUACGAAAAUUAUGCGGAUGAUCUGGAUCUUCCAUUGCUUGAUUUGUCCAUAAUCAUUGCAGCCACUAAUAACUUCUCAGAGGGGAACAAGAUUGGAGAAGGUGGCUUUGGACCCGUAUAUUGGGGAAAAUUAGCCAGUGGGCUAGACAUUGCUGUGAAGAGACUUUCAAAGAGCUCAAAUCAAGGGAUGAGUGAGUUUGUAAAUGAAGUAAAACUGAUUGCAAAAGUUCAACACCGAAAUCUUGUAAAGCUUUUUGGCUGCUGCAUUCAGAAACAAGAAAAAAUGCUAGUUUAUGAAUACAUGACUAACGGCAGCCUUGACUACUUCAUUUUUGAUGACACCAAAGGAAAAUUGUUAGAUUGGCCAAAGCGUUUCCACAUAAUUUGUGGUAUUGCUCGAGGACUUAUGUAUCUUCAUCAAGAUUCUCGAUUGAGGAUUAUUCAUAGAGAUCUCAAAGCAAGUAAUAUUUUACUAGACGAUAGUUUGAAUCCAAAAAUUUCAGAUUUUGGAAUGGCUAAAACUUUUAGUGGAGAAGAUAUUGAAGGAAACACAAACAAAAUUGUUGGAACAUACGGAUACAUGGCACCAGAAUAUGCUAUUGAUGGACAAUUUUCUAUAAAAUCAGAUGUCUUUAGCUUUGGUGUGUUACUGUUGGAGAUUAUAUGUGGAAAGAAAAAUAGAUGCUACCGCGGAAAGCAAGUCCUUAACCUUGUAGAUCAUGUGUGGGCACAGUGGAAAAAGGAUAUGACAUUACAAAUAGUUGACCCAAAUAUGGAGGAUACAUGUGUUGCAUCUGAAGUGUUACGUUGCAUCCAUGUUGGGCUCUUGUGUGUGCAACAAUACGCAGAGGAUAGGCCCACUAUGACCUCAGUGGUUCUAAUGUUGGGGAGUGAAAUGCAAUUGGAUGAGCCUAAAAGGCCCAAUUAUUUUACGAAGAAGGAAUCUAAUGAAACAAAUUCAAGCUCAUGUAGUUUGACCAACGCAAUGUCCAUAACAUCAUUUUCUGCUCGUUGAAAAAUCAAUCUAUAGGUGGAUAUACUGUUUUAAUUAAUUAAGUAUUAACUAUCUAUAAUCAAAGUGCAGAUUGUUGUAGUGACAUGUCAAUUUGGUUUAAUUAUUUUAUACCAUGGAAAUGCAAGUACAUCUCAACUAUU
Molecule: messenger RNA, 2802 nt
Organism: Cajanus cajan (pigeon pea)
Lineage: Eukaryota; Viridiplantae; Streptophyta; Magnoliopsida; Fabales; Fabaceae
Product: G-type lectin S-receptor-like serine/threonine-protein kinase At4g27290
Biological process (GO): protein phosphorylation; recognition of pollen
Cellular component (GO): plasma membrane
Molecular function (GO): protein serine/threonine kinase activity; ATP binding
Source: RefSeq, a predicted model, not a curated record